UUCAGUAUUCAGUAUCGAUUGAACAGCCGCGCGUAGCUCAUCGAAAUCGAGGAAGGAAGAGACGCGACAAGAGAGCGAGCGAGACGGACAGGCGACCAGACAGAGACAGCGACAGCAGGGAAAGGGAGACCAAGACGGAGACCGAGAAGGAGAAGGAGACAUUGAGCGCCUGCCGCCCCCUCUUUUGUAAUAAAUAGCGCUGUGCGAAGCGACCACACUACCAAACGGCAAAAGUCCGCUGAGAGCGACGCAACGCAGGCCACAAAGGCCCGCCCCCUCCCCCCUGCGAUAGACACAACAGAACAGGAACAACUAUUGCAACAACACUACCACACACAAACACACACACACCCGCAGUCAACAACACCCCCCUGAACGAAAGGGAGAACAGUGAAACAGCUGGAACAAGAAACCAGAAAACAAAACAGGCUGACAAAACAAAUGUCAAAAUUAGCGACUGACCAAAGGGAAUUAUAAUCAAAAGUUAAUACGAAAAAAACAACAAACCACCACGCGUUUCUCCCCCAAGUGCCUUAAAAUAAAAAACAAAAACAGGAAAAACAUAACAAACAAACACCGAUCAAAUGAAUUUAAAUAACAAAUUCCAAUGUGAUAAAGCUGAAAUAAUCGUAAAAACCUAACGAACAAGAGUUCGCGUCUGUUCUUUUUUUUUUUUUUGAAUUUUUUCGUAAGUGUGUUGUCUAAAAAUCAAAGAAAUGGAAAAAUAUAAUUAGAACAUCAGAAACAACAAACCCCACAGAGACGGCGGGCAUAAAUUAAGAAAAUCGAAAAACACAAAGCCACAACGUAAAAAAGUAUCCAUAAAUCUAUAUGUGUGCUACACCUCAUAUAUAGAGACGUAAAAUAAGACCAAAACAAAAACAAAGCAAAUCCAGGAAAAGCAGACAACCGAGGAGAACUCAGCACAGCACAACAAAGCAGAAAUGGCAAGCAAACAGCCCAGAAAAGUGGCGCCCGACGGUGGAUGGGGAUGGGUCGCCUGCUUUGGCGUUAGUUUGGUCAACCUGGCCACCCGCUCCAUCGAACCGUCGUUUGGACUGCUCUUUGGCGAUACUCUGAAGGAGCUGAAUGUGGGCACGACGGGAGCAGCGGUUAUCAUCAGUGCGCUGGACGUGUGCAUGAACUUCUCUGGACUAUUUGUGGGGCCGCUGCUGAAGGAGUUCUCCUACCGCAAGGUGGCCAUCGCCGGAUCUCUGCUGUGCGGCCUGGGCCUGGCGCUCACAUCGCCGGCGACGAGCAUGGCCCACAUCCUGAGCACGUACUCGGUGAUCAACGGCAUCGGCGUGGGCCUCUCCACAUCGGCGGCCUUCGUGGCCCUCAAUCACUACUUCAAGCACAAGCGUGGGCAGGCGGUGGGUCUAUCGAUGGCUGGCACCGCCAUGGGCAUGCUGAUAAUGCCGCAGCUGGUGCGGAUCCUGCUGGAAGCGUACGACUUCCGGGGGGCGGUGCUGCUGCUGGCUGGCGUGGCCCUCAAUGCCACGGUCGGAUCGGUGCUGCUGCAGCCGGUGAAGUGGCACAUGAAGGAGGAGUUCGACGACGAGGAGCUCAUGUGCAUCUCGGCCCUGCCCACCCCGCAGCCACAGCUGACGGUGGGCGGAGCAGGUGGCGCGGCAUCAGCUGGAGCGCCCGUGUUUAAGGUGAUCAAGGAGGAUGGCAACGAGGAGGACGCAUUGCCCGAGAUGAACACGCUGCUGUUCCAUAAGCCCCAUCCCCACCAGCACUCGAUGCGCAAGAAUUAUUCCGAAAUGGCCAUGAACACGAUGAACGGCUCUCGGCUGGGUAUUCCGAAGAGGCCAACCUUUCCGCGAAUCAUGUCCCUGGCCGGAGUCCAGUCCGCCGCCCAUGGAGCGGGCGGAGAUUCGGGCGGCUAUACUUCGCAGGCGGAGGUCAACGCCACGCAGCUGCGCUGCCGCAAGGCCUCGGUCACCUCGAACCUCUCCUACAUGGACUUCACCGGCUCCAUUCUCCAGGUGCAUCUCAACACCGGCGACGAUGAGUUCGAGCAGAACGAUCGCGAACUGCGACGUGUUGGCACCGCCACGGGCAGCAUUGUCCUCGGCGGUCAUCGCGAUAGCUUCAUCAAAAUGAAGCCCACCGAGCUGGACAAGCAGGCCGAGGCAGCCGCCGCCCUCGACGAGGAGGCCAAGAAGAAGGCCAAGAAGCCGGGCUUCUGGCGCCGCUUUGCCGAUCUGCUGGACAUCGAUAUGCUCAAGGACAAGAUGUUCCUCAAUCUGCUCUUCGGUCUGUCCAUCUUCUAUGUGGCCGAGAUGAACUUCAAGAUGGUCACGCCGUUCUUCUUUGCCAAUCUGGGCUACCAGAAGACGGACGUCGCCUUUUGCCUCUCGAUCACGGCCAUUACGGAUAUCGCCGCUCGCAUUGUCCUACCGCCGAUAUUCGAUCGCACCACAAUCAAGAAGCGCACCAUUUUCCUCGUUUCCAUCAUCUUUGUUGCCCUGACCCGUUCAAUUAUGGCUGAGCAAACGGAGUGGACCCAGUUGAUGAUUUGGCUUUCGAUCUGCGGUUUCUUCCGUGGAUCCGCUCUGAGCAACUUCACCCUAACCGUAUCCGAAUACUGCUCACUGGAGAAGCUGCCCUCCGCAUUCGGCUGGCAUCUGGUGGGCAAAGCCCUAUUUGUGAUCACAUUUGGACCGCUCAUUGGUCUCAUUCGGGAUUUGACCGACAGCUAUCCGAUUUGCAUACACACCCAGAGCGUUUGCAUAAUGAUUUGCGCCACUGCCUGGGGCAUCGAGUAUCUGGUGGAGUACAUUCAGUCGCGACGUCGCACCGCCGAUGCCGCCCAGUUGCCAACCCAAGAUGUAGCGACGUCGGGCCAGAACGAUGUGAAGCUGUAAGCCGGAGGCCGGAGCACUGGACACGGGAUGAGAUGGACCAGAGAGAUCUACUUUAAGGAAGACAGUGUCGCGGCGAGACGGAGGGUUUCCUCCAGCGAGUACGAGUGCCCAACUAUAAAUAUACUUAAGAGGUUCCUGCACAAUGGAAGGAUAAGACUACGUUUGAUCCUCGAGUGUGGAGGCCUAAUACCCCAAAAUGUAUUAAAACUCAACAUAGUUAAGUCAUUUUUUUCGUUUGUGCUCUUUUUUUUUGCAAUAUGCUUAGUGAGACUUAAGAUCUUGGAGAGACAUAAUCACACACACUCCAUACCCAACGUGUAACCAUAACUGUACCUAUAUGAUUAAGAAGAAUUUUUGUCAGUUUUAGUUGUAUGAACACAUCUCUUAAGUGUAACCAUCCCAGUGGGUUUGGGGCCCACACAGAAGCCCCACAAAGACCACAACAAAGUGCGUUUACAUUUUCAUGUUAGAAUCAAGGAAACCCAAAUUGAUUCAGUUAAGUUCCCAACUUUCUAAUUAUUAUUAUUAUUCGAGCCGUUCUCUUCCCCAAGCGUUUCGCCUUGAAUUGUUCUCCGAUUUGCUUCUUAGUGAACUUGUAUGUGAUAGUUCAAAGAUAGUUCUUAAUUUAGAAGUUAAUCACUACUUAUAAAAAUACUGUUAACUGCAUCUGCAACUGCAACUGCAUCUGCAUCUGAAGAUACAUCGAUGCGACGAGAAGAUAAGGAAGGAGUGUUGAAAUUGAUCGGCUUUAAAAUGUACCUAAGGAGCGAAGUUAAGCAGCGACAAAACAAUUAAACUAUACAAAUAUAAAUAAAACACUAUAUAUCAUUUAUCCUACGUUCAAUACGAAAACUACUUUGGCAUGCAACUAAGUGCGUUAAAUGAACUGACGAAAUAUAGAAGAACAGCCCGCCAGAGGAGCUUUUCCUAAAUUUUUAAGGCGAUGAGACUCUGUUUCUAUUCUAUUCAACGAAAUGCCACAAUAUAUAUAUUUACAAUUGGAGUUGAAUACUUGGAGAGCACUAAACAAAGUCGAAAUCGGAAUGAAGCGAUGAUGACGUGUAUGUUUGGUCCAAAAAUAUUAAGCCUGUAAGAUCUAUCACAUUGUUUAAACAAAUUGCAACUAAGCCCAACCGAUAAGCAAUAAAUGCAAACGAAUCCACGACGAGCCGUGGAAAAAGACCAAGUGAACUCAAUGUAGCAAACUUUUGGGCUCGGCGCGGAAUGCUACACUGAGAACUAAACUAGCCGAUGCCCAGAUGACGACAUUCGGAUAUACUAUAUACACAAAUUACUACUAGAUUAAGUAUAUUUUGGGUACUUAAAUUUAUCAUGGAGCAUAUAUAGAUAUAUAUAUAUAUUUUUGUCGAAUUAGUAACACAGUAAGGAGCGUUUUUGAUACGAGCGUUUGAAGCGAACUUUUGGAAAUGUAUUGCCCGAUAUUGUAGCCCUGCUAAAUAAUAUAUUGUAUCAGUGAAUAUGAAUAUGUGUGUAUACUAAAUUGGUAAAAUAAAGCGAUGAAAAGUA
Drosophila mauritiana is the source of this 4400-nucleotide messenger RNA. RefSeq lists its product as uncharacterized. Gene Ontology annotation, molecular function: monocarboxylic acid transmembrane transporter activity. The record is from RefSeq and is a predicted model, not a curated record. The transcript has 4 exons. Lineage: Eukaryota; Metazoa; Arthropoda; Insecta; Diptera; Drosophilidae. The coding region runs from base 945 to 2873 and encodes 642 amino acids. Gene Ontology annotation, biological process: transmembrane transport; monocarboxylic acid transport.